Messenger RNA from Sesamum indicum (sesame), 2350 nucleotides. Its product is annotated as cysteine-rich receptor-like protein kinase 2. Lineage: Eukaryota; Viridiplantae; Streptophyta; Magnoliopsida; Lamiales; Pedaliaceae. The record is from RefSeq and is a predicted model, not a curated record. Gene Ontology annotation, biological process: protein phosphorylation. Gene Ontology annotation, molecular function: ATP binding; protein kinase activity.
UAUUUUGAAUGAGGAACAUGUUACGUGCCAAUUUUGGUGCCAGUUUAUUUGAAGUGGUUUGAGCCUUUGAACUGGCGAAGUUGCUGACUAUCUAGCUGACUUCUGCAGCCAAGUGUUUGAAAAUCCAGUGUGAAAGUAUUGAGCUAACUUUAGUUAGAUUUGUGCUGCUUUGUCAUCAAUUUUGCUUGAAACGCAAAGCAAACCAUGAUGAAGGAAGCAGUUCUUUGUGCAUUAAUCAAGAUCAGCAUGCUGUUGAUUCUGCUGUUUGCAUAUGCAUCGUUUGCAGACCCAAGAUCUCAGACUGUCAAGAUCAUGUGUGGGAAUCAACUCGAGCAUAACUCCACCAGUUACGUGCCGAACUUCAUUGCCACCAUGGAGAAAAUAAGCGAGCAAAUGCGAACUUCGGGCUCCGGUGUAGCAAUUACGGGCUCAGGACUCGACACCAAUUAUGGUUUAGCACAAUGCUAUGGCGAUCUCUCCUUACUUGAUUGUGUACUGUGCUACGCUGAAGCACGUAGCGUUUUGCCUCAAUGCUUUCCUGCGAAUGGAGGGAGGAUUUUCCUGGACGGCUGCUUCAUGAGGGCUGAGAAUUACAGUUUCUUUCAGGAGUAUACCGGGAGGAAUGAUCGUGCCGUCUGUGGGAAUAAAACCCGAAAGGGCUCAGCAUUCCAGGCAUCGGCCAGACGGGCUUUGUUGCAAGCAGUUUCAGCAGCGGUGGGUAGCAACGGCUAUGCACGGGCUCAGGUUGCCGUGCCUGGGACAACCAAAGAAUUGGCUUAUGUUUUGGCCAGCUGCUGGAGGACGCUAAACGCAAGUGCUUGCAAAGCUUGUUUGGAGAAUGCAUCUAGUUCAAUAUAUAGAUGUUUGCCUUGGUCCGAAGGCCGGGGGUUGAACACCGGAUGCUUCUUGAGUUACUCUGAUACCAAUUUCCUGAAUCCUGUUCCUGGAAAUGGAAGUUCAAGAGGGACUGUAAUAGUUAUUGUAAGUGCAGGUAUCAGUGCGAUAGCUGUUUUUAUUAUUGGUGCAGUCAUUGGAUUUUAUGUGUGGAGGCAGAGAAUGAUCCAAAAGAAGAGAAAAGGUUCAGGUGAUGCAGAGAAAUUUGUCAAAAUCCUGAGAGACAGCAGCCUGAACUUCAAAUAUUCCACGCUAGAGAAAGCCACUGGCUCUUUUAACGAAGCCAACAAGCUCGGGCAAGGCGGAUUUGGCACAGUGUAUAAGGGAGUUUUGGCAGACGGAAGAGAGAUUGCUGUCAAGAGGCUGUUCUUUAACAACAAACACAGAGCAUCAGAUUUCUACAAUGAAGUCAAAAUUAUUAGCAGCCUCAAUCACAAAAAUCUAGUCAGGUUAUUAGGCUGCAGUUGUUCAGGACCUGAAAGCCUGCUCGUUUAUGAGUUCUUGGUAAACAAGAGCCUGGAUUGCUUUAUCUUCGAUUCAAGCAAAAAUAAAGAAUUGAACUGGGAGAAGAGAUUUGAGAUAAUCAUAGGAUCAGCAGAGGGGUUGAUGUACCUCCACGAGAAUCCUAACACAAAAAUCAUUCACCGUGACAUAAAAGCAAGCAAUAUCCUCUUGGACUCCAGGCUGCGUGCUAAAAUUGCUGAUUUUGGGUUGGCGAGGUCGUUUCAAGAAGAUAAAAGUCAUAUUAGCACCACCAUCGCAGGGACAUUGGGAUAUAUGGCUCCAGAAUACUUAGCACAUGGCCAGCUGACGGAAAAAGCAGAUGUUUAUAGCUUCGGUGUGCUUUUGCUGGAAAUUGUUACUGGAAGACAGAACAACGGAAGUAAAACCUCGCAGUACACAGAAAGCUUGGCAACUAUUGCAUGGAAGCAUUUCCAGGAAAGAACAAUCGAGGAUCUCAUCGAUCCAAACCUUAUGCUGCAUAACUACGAAAACAUUGACAUCAAGAGCGAGUUUCUACGAGUGGUUCAUACAGGACUCUUGUGCUGCCAAGAAAUCUCUUCUUUACGACCAUCCAUGUCAAAGGCACUGCAAAUGCUGGUAAACAAAGACGAAAUCCUCCCUGCACCGACCAACCCGCCUUUCAUGGAUGAAAAGACAAUGGAAUUCAAUGACCGGAGCGAAAACCUGUCAUCAUCGCCUGUUGAGUAUGGCAAUGCUGCUUCAAUUGCCAGCAUUUCCCAGAGUAUAUUCUACCCCAGGUGACAUUUGUAAAUGGCUAAAACUCAAUCAGGGGUAAUGUCAUAGGCUACUGAAACUUCUUCCCAAUAUAUUAGAUAGGAAACUUUGACUACUUGCCUUAAUUCAUCAGUCUUUACUUGAAAUUUAAUUUCUUUGUUGCAAUUUCAGAGUGUCGGCUGAUGUCCGAUGAUAUCGACCAAUACGUAUUUGGAUU